Rhinolophus ferrumequinum (greater horseshoe bat) is the source of this 1419-nucleotide messenger RNA. RefSeq names its product histone H2A type 1. Lineage: Eukaryota; Metazoa; Chordata; Mammalia; Chiroptera; Rhinolophidae. The record is from RefSeq and is a predicted model, not a curated record. The coding region runs from base 758 to 1150 and encodes 130 amino acids. Gene Ontology annotation, molecular function: DNA binding; structural constituent of chromatin; protein heterodimerization activity. The transcript is spliced from 4 exons. Gene Ontology annotation, cellular component: nucleosome.
UCCCCCAUUUACUAGCCCUUGGCCUGGGGCCUUGAGAGUCCUGCUUGAUCGUUUUAUCGCAGCGUUCUCGACACCUAAUUCAAAGGAUCUUUUCAGAGCCGUUUACACUCUCAUCGACUUUUAGUGAUUUCUGUGCCUUCAAGCAUAGUUGACACCCGAGUUUGGUGAACCAUUGUGCAUUCAAGGAGGAAAUGUAUCAGCAGGCCCCUGGGCUCUGAAGCAGGCCGUGUCCCUGCUCCAAGUCCCUGCUCCUCGGCCUUUGGUGUUUUCUCUGGGAAUGCAGUCUCAGAAGGGGUCAUCACCCUCUAUUCCCACAGGUAGGUAAUACUUUUAUUCCAGGAAACAGAAGUGAGGGAAAUUCGUGGAGCUUGCACGCCUGUGGCCUAUGAGGCUUCAUGUCCUCGCCUGACCAAGUGGCCUUUUUUGGCUGAUUUGUGGACACAUGAAAGAUGAAAAGGAAUACACCGAGAAAAGACACGUAGCCUAGUGCUGGGCAGAGAAGAAAAUCUAUGUAAAAUAACUUCCUAAAGUGUUGAGAAAUCAAUACAUGUCUAUGGAAAUGUUUUGAAUUCUAUCUACACAUCUUUGAAAGAGCAUAGCAUCAGAAGACAUUGGCUGGAAUUUGACUUCUGCCAGGACUUUGGCGACCUUGAUAUCCAAGUGACCAUUAGCAGCUAGGAACUCCCCACCAUGGUCCCAAAGCUAAAUGCAAAUCUUGCUCAAACAAGACUGCAACUUUUAAGUGUUAAUACUCAGGAUGUCUGGACGAGGAAAACAAGGCGGUAAGGCGCGCGCCAAGGCCAAGACGCGCUCGUCGCGGGCCGGCCUGCAGUUCCCCGUGGGCCGCGUGCACCGGCUGCUCCGCAAGGGCAACUACGCCGAGCGGGUCGGGGCCGGCGCGCCCGUGUACCUGGCGGCCGUGCUGGAGUACCUGACGGCCGAGAUCCUGGAGCUGGCGGGCAACGCGGCGCGCGACAACAAGAAGACGCGCAUCAUCCCGCGCCACCUGCAGCUGGCCAUCCGCAACGACGAGGAGCUCAACAAGCUGCUGGGCAAGGUCACCAUCGCGCAGGGCGGCGUCCUGCCCAACAUCCAGGCCGUGCUGCUGCCCAAGAAAACCGAGAGCCACCACAAGGCCAAGGGCAAGUAGAAGAGACCUUACUCUAGCGGCAGCUCCACAGUAGGUCCAGUCCAAACCAAAGGCUCUUUUCAGAGCCACCCACUUUUUCACUAAAAGGGCUCGCGUGUUGCUUAACUUAGGUUGAUAACUGAAAAUGACCUUUCCCGCUGUUGGUCGGUAGAUGUCAGUGGUUUAACACCGGGAAACGCAAAACUUUAAAGUUACAACUAACAACAAAAGUUAACACAAACCCAUUGAAAACAGAUACAGAGAUACAUUGUCACAGAUCAUGGAGAUUA